AAAAACAUGCUGUCAUUUUAAUCUAGAAGAUAAUUUGAGUUAGCAAGAUUUCGAGAGGCUGUUCUUUUUUUUUUUUAAUCUUUUGUGUGUCUUUUAUAUUUGAAAGUAUUUUUGUUACUAAUGCUUGUAGAUUAUGAUUUCGAGCAAACCGACCAAGUUAUUUAUGUUAGCGCUACAAGGAGCGCAAAGUUUUCGUUCAUACACAUCUAAUGCAAUUCGGAAAAAAAUUUGUAUUGUUGGGAGCGGUCCUGCAGGAUUUUACACUGCUCAGUAUUUGUUAAAAAACAAGAGUAUUGAAAUAGAUAUUUUUGAGAGAUUACCUGUACCUUUUGGCUUGAUCAGAUAUGGAGUUGCUCCUGAUCACCCGGAAAUUAAGGUUGUAACAAAUAGUUUUACUAAGGUUGCACAGAAUGAACGAUGUAAUUUUUACGGCAACGUCACAGUUGGAAAAGAUGUAAAGCUUUCUGAGCUCCAAGACAAUUAUCAUGCAGUUGUUUUGGCAUAUGGAGCUAGUCAAGAUAGAACAUUACAAAUUCCUGGUGAGGAAUCAAAGAAUGUGUUGUCUGCUCGUAGUUUUGUAGGCUGGUACAAUGGUCAUCCAGAUCAUGUCAAUGAGCAAAUUCUCUUGGAUACUGACACUGCUGUUGUGAUUGGCCAUGGAAAUGUGGCCCUAGAUGUUGCAAGGAUCUUAUUGCAAAGACUGGAUAAUUUGAAAACGACUGAUAUAACUGAAUAUGCCUAUGAAGCUUUAAAGAAAAGUCAAGUGCAGAAAGUUGUUCUCAUUGGUAGGAGAGGGCCUCUUCAAGUCUCAUUCACAAUUAAAGAGUUGAGAGAAUUGAUAAAAUUGUCUGGAUGUGUAACAAAAAUGAAUGUCACUGAUUUCAAAGGAAUUCCUGAAAUCAUUUCAUCUUUACCACGGCCUAAAAAGAGAAUAACUCAGCUGAUGUAUGACACUGCAUCAAAAAAUGAAACUGGAAGUUCUAAAACAUGUGAAAUAAAGUUCCUGCGAAGACCAAACUGUAUCCUAUCUGAUGACCAAGGAAGAGUAACAAGUUUAAUUUGCAAGAUAAAUAAAAUGGAAGGGACCUUUGAAAAUCCACAAAUAUUACAGACUGAGGAAGAAGAUGUGAUAAAAUGUGGUUUAGUUCUACGAAGCGUUGGAUACAAAAGUGUCUUGAUUGAGCCUGACAUUCCUUUUGAUAAAACUAAGCACAUCAUAUUAAACGAUGGGGGAAGAGUUGAAGGAAAGGAAAAUCUGUUCUGCAGUGGUUGGGUUAAAACGGGUCCUACCGGUGUGAUUGUAUCCACUAUGUCUGGAAGCUAUGAGACUGCAGAAAAAAUCCUUGCAGACAUUGAUAAAUUAGCAUCAAAGCCCUUAGCAGGAAAUGAAAUUAUACUGGAGUUACUCAAACAACGAGGUGUGAAAGUCACCACUUUCAACCAUUGGAUGGAAAUGGAUAAACUAGAACAAGAAAGAGGAAAAGCUCUUGGAAAGCCAAGAGUGAAGAUAUGUGAUAUAGACGAAAUGUUAGAAAUAGUUUAACUAUCUUUUAAUUUUUUUUUCAUGUGAUUUUGUAACAUAUAAAUUUUAUGUUAAAUUAUUCGAUUUCAACCGAAUAGAAAUUAUUAUUUAUGUUUAUAAUUAUGUUGUGUUUUAUUCCUAUGCUGUACAUUUGCUACCAAAAUUUAAAACUUUGUACAGUAACGAAAACUAUAUUGUUAAUCUUAAAAUUUUGAACAUAGCAAUAAAAAAAUAAGUU
This is a messenger RNA of Uloborus diversus, 1760 nucleotides long. RefSeq names its product NADPH:adrenodoxin oxidoreductase, mitochondrial-like (gene dare). Gene Ontology annotation, biological process: ubiquinone biosynthetic process. Gene Ontology annotation, cellular component: mitochondrion. Bases 134 to 1543 code for a protein of 469 amino acids. The transcript is spliced from 11 exons. The record is from RefSeq and is a predicted model, not a curated record. NCBI's taxonomy places the organism in Eukaryota, Metazoa, Arthropoda, Arachnida, Araneae, Uloboridae.